This is a messenger RNA of Neolamprologus brichardi, 2443 nucleotides long. The record is from RefSeq and is a predicted model, not a curated record. Lineage: Eukaryota; Metazoa; Chordata; Actinopteri; Cichliformes; Cichlidae.
AUGUCAAUACUUGUCGUGGUGAAGAAGAACGAAAAAGAAACAGAUACAGUGGCAGGACAUCGAUCGUACAAGGUUUUGUCUGAGAGUGCACGGGCAGCAUGGCUGCACGCUAUCGAAAAGGCGAAAGCGAUGCCCGACCCCUGGGCGCAGUUUCACCUGGAGGAGACAGCGACUGAACCCUGCAUUCGUUACAGGUCUGACUUUGACUUUGUGGCAAAGAUGAAACUCUUUCACAGCAGAUUUGACCUCUUCUGUUACAUGGAGACGGUGGAUAGAAAUGUUUACUUUGAGGACGUCAGGCUGCAGAUGGAGGCCAAACUUUGGGGCGAGGAGUACAAUCGCCACCGACCUCCCAAACAGGUGGACAUCAUGCAGAUGUGUGUGGUGGAGAUGACAAACCGACCCAGUAAACCUCUCUUCCACCUGGAGCAUUACAUCGAGGGCAAGUACAUCAAAUACAACUCCAAUUCCGGCUUUGUGAGGGACGACAACAUCCGCCUCACUCCACAGGCCUUCAGUCACUUCAGCUUUGAGCGGUCGGGCCACCAGCUGAUCGUGGUGGACAUCCAGGGAGUCGGCGAUCUCUACACCGACCCUCAGAUCCACACAGCGAAGGGGACCGACUUUGGAGACGGAAAUCUAGGUGUGCGAGGCAUGGCCCUAUUCUUCCACUCGCACCUGUGUAACAAGAUCUGCAAAAGCAUGGGUCUGACACCUUUCGACCUUUCCCCUGCGGAGAUGUCCCAGCUGGACGGCACCAACAAGCUGCUCAAGUCAGCCCAGACUGUGCUGAGAGGCUCAGAGGAGCACUGCGGUUCUCCUCGUGUUCGCACCAUGUCGGCCAGCCGGGCGCCUCCGCUCCUAUCCCGCCUGUCUGAGACCUCGUCUGCAGAUGAGAGCAUGAGCGACAUGGAAUCGAUCCCCUGCUCCCCUCUUAUCCUCGCCUGCUCCCCCCCAAUUGCAGCUGGCUCUAUAGGCUCGUCUUUUUCCGGAAUGUAUGAACACGACAGAAUGAGCAACACAAGCGAACACAGGGAAUCAGAAAACGGCGGGGACAGCGGCUACCCGAGCGAGAGGAGGAGUGAAGGAGAUCCAAAUGACCACGUAGACGGGAUCCAUCAUCGCUACAACAGACAAUAUUCAGAGUCGGACGAGGAAAGUGUCAGACGGAGGAAGAUGGUAGCUCCUCCAAGAGUCUCUGCGAGCUUAAACUCAAACACUCCUGACAACGAAUGGUUGACCGAGGAGAAGUGGACCUUCUAUCACUCAUCCCGCGCUCACGUCCACCGACCUUCCUGUGUGGCCACCGAGGUGGAACGACUCAACAAUCUGCUGCAGAAGAAGAUCGGCCAGUCGAUUCUUGGAAAAGUCCACCUGGCUAUGGUGCGGUACCACGAAGCGGGUCGUUUCUGCGAGAAGGACGAACAAUGGGACCAGGAGUCAGCCAUGUACCACCUGGAGAGAGCUGCCAUGUGUGGAGAACUGGAGGCCAUUGUAGCUUUGGGACAGUGCUGUCUGCAGCUACCUCAUCAUAUACUACCAGACAUGGAGCUGGAGGAUAAUGCAGGAAACAGGAUGAGAGGUUUCAAGUAUCUGCUGCAGGCUGCUGAGGCUGGCGACAGAUCUUCUAUGAUCAUAGUGGCCAGAGCCUUUGAUACUGGAGUCGGUCUGUCUGCUGACAGAAAGCAGGACUGGGCCGAGGCCGUUCACUGGUACAACAGUGCGCUGAACAUGAUGGACUACGACGAAGGAGGAGAGUUCGAUGGGACCCAGGACGAGCCUCGCCACCUUCUGCUGGCCAGAGAGGCAGAGAUGUACCAGGAGGGAGGCCACAACCUCGCCGCAGACCCACAGAGAGCAGGUGACCUUUUUACUGAAGCUGCAGAAGCCGCCAUGGCGGCCAUGAAGGGUCGACUGGCUAACCAGUACUACAUGAAAGCUGAAGAAGCCUGGGCACAAAUGGAGGAGUAAUCCCACGACAUAAAAAAGAUUUCUUUUAACCUCCAAAAAGGCCACGAGACUUGAUGUGUGGCUGUUUUUCUUUCUUUUUUUGUUUUUUUACACAUUCUGGGUAAAACCUGAAUGACUUCAGUUUACAUUACUGUUUUUAUGACAGAUUUUUUUGGUGUUGGUGGUUUGUUUGUGUGCGCGUUUGGUGUGUGUUGAGCCAUUCAGCAUCAGACUUUUAUCUCCAGAAUUCUUUCUGUAUGGUUGUAAACCUAGAUUUUACUCCUCAUUUCUUUCAUUUCAUGUCUAUAUUAACCUUUAGAGUUAAGUUAAUGUGAUUCUAUGAAUGAAAAGGUCUGACCUAUCAAAAAAAGAAGAUUGUUUACUUAUUUUGACCCAGAUGUUAACAUGUUUAUGUUUAAGAGAAUAUGUGUGAUAAAGAAAAGUGCUUGGAAUAUGAAACUGUAAAAUAAAAUUUUGCCUUUCUUUAUACCAA